Molecule: messenger RNA, 4290 nt
Organism: Guillardia theta CCMP2712
Lineage: Eukaryota; Cryptophyceae; Pyrenomonadales; Geminigeraceae
Exons: 3
Coding region: 1-4290 (1429 amino acids)
Molecular function (GO): protein binding
Source: RefSeq, a predicted model, not a curated record
AUGGUGAACUUGUUGAAGAUGCUCCGUUUGGGAGGUUUCAAGUCCUCAGACCUUUACUUUGGCUUCGCCGAGAAAGUGAUGGGUCCUGAUACUCCGCAUGACGAGACGAGGACGAAGUGGAUGAUUGACAAGAAUGGAAGGAAGGUUGAGGCAGUUCCAGAAGACAUGGAGACAAAGAGCAGCAGAUACGAGGAGCUCAUCGAGAGAGAUCUCGUCGAGAAUCCAGAUGUGAUGAACUCGGAAGCGAUCAUCGAUAGGUUGAGCUGGGCGAAUGUUGUGUGUUACUAUGCGGAGCAAGGAGUCUCGAAUGCUACACAGUUUGCUCUCAAGCUCUUGCAUCAAGAGCCGUCCUUCAAGAUCAGAAGGCUGAUCGUCAAGAGAUUGAUGUUCGCGGCUAGACAGCCCGUGACUCCAGAAAAGAAAGCGAUCAUGGAAGCGACUAUAUCAGCGAUAUCCGACGAUCACGCUGACGUCCGCGGCCUCGUGAUUGAAAUGUGCGAUAAGAAAUGCAUUGAACAAGACCGACUCGAUGUCGACAUGUACCUAGCCGUCUCCAAUCGUAACACAGCCUUGCGUUUGCGUGGCCAUUGUGCUUCCUCGGACAAGUUCGAGGAUUUGUCAGCCUCGGGGCUUGUAGGAAGUGGUGCCUGGCUGACCCUACAAGAGAUGGCGAUCGCAUUCAAGGAUGACACCUUCUUGCGGGGGUUGGUUGCAAUGCUGUCUCAUCAGGUGUUUUCCGUUCGAAUCUGCGCGUGGCUGUUUCUCUCCGAUUCCAGCUUUGCCUCGGAAAUCGAAAGAUGCAAAACUCUUGAGAUCAAGAUAACUCAGUUGAGACGACGGAAUAGCAAGCUUCGCAGCAAGAGAUCACAAGUAGAGGCUCGUCAUGAAAAUGCGAUUCGUGAAUUCAUGGAGAAUUCCAGGGACAGGAUCGCUUCUGAAAGACUGAAGCUGCAAGGACGUCUGAAUGAUGACUUGUUGGCUCAAAAAACACAGGAAAUCAUUGAGAAAAUUAGAAGCUUUGGGAUGAAAAAUGAUGAAAUGAUUAUUUCAAUCGGCAGAGAACUACAAAGAGCCAAAAAAAAGGAAAAGUCUACCAGCAAUGAUCUCUCCAUGUAUCUAGAAUCAUAUCAACAAUGCGUAAGCUCGCUCAAAGAAAUGAUCAUUUCAAAAGUUGGUACGAUGCUAAGUUACAACUCGUCGUAUUAUUUGAGCUUGAAUUCCUUCUUUGAGAACAAAGGAAGGGAAAAUUGGUAUAUUAGGAAGUCUGCUCUGGAAUUUCUGGGCGAGAUUGCAAAGGCCGGGUACGACUCAGCAAAGGAAUUUCUCUCUUCUUCUGAGAACGACAGGAGCCCGUACGUGCGACGAGCUUACAGGAAUGUGGUGCAAGAGGUCUUGGCCUUGAAGAUUCACAGCAAUCAAAGUCAAAGCCAAGUCAUUUCGCCCGAGAAGGAGAGCAAUGCUGCUGAUAUCUGUGCUACCCCCGAAGAUCAACGAAAGUUCAACAAAGCACUGAGACUACGAAGGGAAAGAAUGGGAGAAGAACAACUGAUUCGCAGUGUGAAUGUUUUAGAAUUCUCGUGCCGAGAGGUUUGCAAAUUUCUAGAAGAACUGCGACCAAGAUUUUUGGAGCAAACAGAUCGGUAUAUUCGACAAGCAAAGCGCAAUGAGGUUGAUGGUGAACAGCUUAUAGACAUGUCCGAAAAAGACAUGCGCGAAGUUCUUGGGAUUACAAUGCGCAAGCAUAGAGCGAUUCUCAAGCUGAAGAUCAAAGAGAAGAUAGAUUACUUGAAGUUCUACACUGACCCGCAGCAGAUGGAAACAGCCAACAAGGAGCUGCUUCAGGAAUCAGCCAAGAAGUACUUCAGGAUCAUGAAAGUUGAUAGGAACUCAGAGUCAAAAGACGAGGUUGUCAAGACUUUAUCGUUCGAUGUUCCCCAAAUGCAUAGCGACGAAGCUCGUUGUUCUGCCAUUCUUGUCAAGCGAGCAGACGGACAAUUUGUUUUCACACAAGUUUCUUGCGUCUCAUCAGGGGUGAAGGAGGGAGACAUCUUGUUGAAGAUACAAGACACCAACAUCCAUGGGUUGACCUGGGACAAGGUUGCUGACCUCUUCCUAGCCCACGGUCAGAUCUGCAUGUGUACCAUACUCAUCAGCAGCGAGUCAGCUGACCCUCGAGGCUCGUCGGGCCCUCCUGACAAUUCUGGAGACGAGCAUGCUCGCAUCAGGACCCUGCAAGUCAUCAGCCACUGUGACUCCCGGCAUCACUGCCGCGAGCAAGUCCAGGGCCUCGGGCUAAACGUGGAGCUGAUGAGCUUCGAUGACUUCCAGCUGCUGCAGCUGAUCAACUGGUUCUCUCGGCACAAGUUCUCCAAGUACCUUGCAAGAGUCCUGAGCGAGAGCAGCAUGAAUGACCUCAGACACCUCGCCAUGCGUCACAACGACAGCCAAUGGCUGCAGAGCCUUGAGAUGGAUUCCCAGGACCUGACUGCCUUCCAAGAGGCCAUGGUGCAGCUCGCGACCAAGUUCGGAAUCAUCAAGGAGGAGAAGCUUCUCGAGGGCGAGAGGCGGUUGGACUUUGGUUUUGACUGGGUCUUGUUGCACGGCAGCACAGCUCCCUAUGUCUCGCGUCACUCCUCGCGAUUUCGCAGUCAGGACGCGAGUGAGAGUUUGAGUCAAUUCAAGACGACAGGGAGGGACGCGGUGGUGGUGGAGAGGAGCCUGGAGGGGCUGGAGUACUCGCUCCUGUGGCAUCGGUCGAUGAAUGUUGGAGUCGAGCUCAUGCAUACGAGCACCGGCAUGUUCCGGUUGCACGUGCCGUCCUCAAGCAAGACUGCUCCGACCGCUGCCAACCCAGUCAAAGUCUUCCUCGUCUACUCGGAUGGCAGUGUGGAGCCAACGAGAAGUCUGAAUGCGAUUCAACUCUGGGGAGAAAUCUGGAAGCAAGAGCCUGUUGAAUACACAGAAGAAGAGCACGCGGUUGAGGAGGAAGAGCAGGGUAAAAAUCCAAGUGAUGAGGAAUCGGAAUCGGCAUCAGAAGUCUCCGUUCAUCAAGACAACAUCCUUGGUCUCAAUUUUGGGUCUUCAACACCGAGGAGCCCUGGGAACAAGUCACAAGGGCAGGAAAAGCGCCACGAAAGCUCUGAGAUGGAUUCCGAAGUUGAUUCAGACGGAGAAGACGAUGUGGUGGGCUACCAUGUGUUCCCCUCAGUGGGGAUGAGAGUGGGGCUCAGGUCUGUGAUCGCCUCCAAGUAUCCUCACCUCUUAGAGGAGACAGGGGGGUCUCUGGGCAGAAUCUCUUGGGUUGACCCCACAGAUCUUGACGGCGACGGGGUGACGGGUGACAUUUGUGAGGUCACGUGGGACAACGGGUACAUGGGCGACUACCGCACGGGGUUUGAAGGACACUUCAGGUUGAGGGAGGUGAGAGAAGAAAGGCAUGCCCAGGAGCGAGUCAGGGUCAAGACAGUGAUAGGGAGAGAUGUCGACCCUCAUCGAGGUCAGCGAGUCACCGUGUCGGCCUCUUCUGCGCGCGACGAGCCUGCUGUGAAGAGCGGGACCAUUGUCGAUGUCAAGGAACUGGGUGACCCGUCCAAGAAGAGCAAGCUGUUGCGAGCUUCAUGCAAAGUUCUCUUCGACAACGGAGAGGAGAGAGACAUUGUGAUCGGAGGAGACCUGGAGAUGUGUCCGGAGGAUAGGGGGCAAGAGAGCUUUGAGGCUGCUGCUCGACCGCUCCAUCUCCGAACCAUCGACGAGGACAGAGAGGUAAACUUGCACGUGCGAAGAGCCUUGAAAAAUGCUAACGAGGAUGCGCAGAGGGAAAGUGAGGAGCCAUGGGAUGUGCUUCAACCUCCUGCCGAUGAUGUUCAGUCUCACAAGUCUCAGACACACACCAUGGACUUGGGCGCUCUGCAGCCGAUGGUGUCGUAUCACUUCCCGUCGCAUGCGCAGCAGACGAACUUGGUGAUGGGGCACUGGGAAGGACGCGCCUGUUUCCGUCUGCACCCUCACCUUGUGGUGCAGCACUGCCGGGGGAAAGGCAACCUGAUGGAGCGGCGAGCAGCUGUCCGCACCUCGAUGAUGUUGACACAGCGAGGCAUCUACUUGUUUGCGUUCGAGGUGAAGCAGGGAGGAGAGAAAGUCAUUCAGAAAGCACUUCAGUUCAAUGCCAGCGGAAUGAGCGAGCUGAACGAGGAGAGAGCAAGGAGAUUGACGAGCGAAAACGAAGAAGAGGUAGCUCGUGAACUACAGCGAAUCGACCUGGAGCAAGCCCAGACCAGCGCAGCAACUUGA